UCCUAUUUGCGCUCCAUCCUUCCUCAGAGCGACCCAUCAACUCCGCCAAACUGUUGAGCACGACUCACUGUCAGACUGUAUCAUAGUUGCACUGCUGUGAAAUAGGAUUAUCUAUUUUAUUCAGUUCAUUGUGUUUUUGGCUCAGCAUUUUCUAACAUUGUCCAGUGGAAUAGACAAAUAUCGUCAGUGUGCAUGAAGAGGUGAUGAACGGAUAGCAUUGGAUUACUUUCUGGAGUGAACUUUGCGUAUUGCGUGUUCAUGCGGGGACAAUCCAUCUCUAUUGUCGACGAUGGCAAAGGCAUUCUCCGUCAUUACUCUAUAUGUCGUGGCCAUUCUUCUGGGAGCCAGCCGGAUGAUUGCAUUAGAACUCCGGUUCAUGCCUGACCCCCCAACACUGAGCAUCCAGGAGAAAGUCCUCAGGAUCAACACCUCAGACACACUGGCGAUCACCUGCAGUGGCCGUCAGAACCUGGAAUGGACCACAUCAUAUAAUCGCAGCCGUGCUGGCAGUCGACUCUCCAUAGUAGACUGCAGUGGGUCAGGAUUCUUCUGCAUCAAAUUACACAUUUCCUCGGCCACCGUCAAUGAGACUGGGAAGUAUCAGUGCUCCUACAGAGACCUGGCGGUGGAGGAUAGAAAAACCUCUGUGGCCGUUUAUGUCUAUGUCCAAGACUAUAAAGUGCCAUUUGUGCCCUCUGACAAGGACUAUGACGUUGUGUUCAUCAGUGAGGGAGUGCAGGUGGUCAUCCCAUGCCGAGGGUCCGUGGAAAAUCUCAAUGUCACGCUACAUACCAAGUAUCCCACGAAAGAACUUAAUCCGAACGGCAAGGACAUUUUUUGGGAUAGCAUGAAGGGUGUCUCAGUCCCCAGUCACCUGAUCAGCUACGCUGGACUGGUCUUCUGUCAGACACGCAUACACAAUGAGACCUACAAGUCACCUCUCUACAUUGUUACAGUUGUUGGAUAUAAGAUCCAUGACCUUACCCUGACCCCGGCACAUGAGAGGCUGUCUGUGGGGGAAAAAUUGGUGCUAAACUGCACUGCCUACACAGAGCUCAGCGUGGCCAUCGAAUUCACCUGGACACACCCUAUCAGCCUGGCCCCAGUGAAUGGCUCUGGUCGGACCUACACCACGUCACACAAGAAGAAGCUGUGGAACUCUCUGGAACUGUCCAACACACUCACAGUGGAGAACGUGACCGGCAACUACACAGGAAAGUAUACCUGCACAGCCUCCAGUGGAAAAAUGGUCAAAACUGCAUCUGCAUCUCUUGUGGUCUUUGAAAAGCCUUUUAUUGAUUUUGAUGACCACAAGUGGGUUAAGGUUCUGGGGGUGAACGCUAGUGCCCAGAACAUUAAGAUCCCAGUCAAGUUCGACGCCUACCCAGAACCUACAGUCAGAUGGUAUAAGAAUGACCAGCCUAUUUACAAGGAUGACUAUAGAUUUAAACCUACCAGGGACUCGCUCAUGAUCCUUGGCCUAGCUGAAAAGGAUGCUGGGAAUUACACCGUGGUCUUGACCAAUAAGAUAACAAAAGAAGAGCAGAGACGCUCCGUCCAGCUCUUGGUCAAUGUCCCUCCCCAUAUCAUUGAGAAGGAGGUUGCUGUGGACACUGAUGUUCACAUGUACGGCAGCAGCCCCACCCUCAGGUGCACUGCCCGUGGAAUCCCCACCCCUACACGCAUCCAAUGGCAGUGGAUGUCCAGAGAGGACUGCCCACUCCUCUUUCAGUCGGGAGUGGCGAGCUUUGGGGUCAAGAUGGAGGACUGUACCAAAUGGAGGGACAUCAGCAAUACCACAGGGCAGAAUCCUAUCGCCCGAAUUAGCAGUGACACAGAUCACGUACACAAGACUGUGAGUUCUCUGAAGAUCCAGAAAGCCAAGGUCCACGCCCUCUACAAAUGCCUGACUUCUAACAAAGCGGGACAAGAUUCACGCAUUAUCGUCUUCCAUGUGACACGUGGUCUGGAGCUGAGUGUGUCUCCGUCCCGUGAGCCCAUUGAGCAGGACCAGGUGGUUCUGAGGUGUAAGGCAGACAGGCUGAUCUAUGGAAAUUUGGCCUGGUUCCGUGUGGAAAAUGAGUUUGACACAGAGCAGGUCCCUGCUGUCCAGUCCUGUCGGGGCCUGUCCCUAUCCCAGCAGCCCUUGUCCCAGGCUGUCCUCUCUGGGCUGCAGGGCACCAACGUUACCCUGGAGCUGCCCCUGACCAAUGUGUCUCGGAGGGACCAGGGGGUGUACGCCUGCCAGGUGGAGAACAUCAAGACUGGGGAGAGGACAUGUCUCCUCCGACACCUCACCCUCAGAGCACUUGAGGCCGCGAGGAUCCUGAACAAUUUGACAGACCAGAGAGUGAACGUCAGUGCGACGACCAUGCUAAUAUGUGAGGUGACCGGUACACCCACCCCAACCGUGAUGUGGACCAAACACAACCAAACAGUGGUGGAGGGCUCUGGUGUGAUUCUGAGCCGAUUGAACCAGACCCUGACCAUCCUGCGUGUGAAGGAGGAGGACGGUGGUCUGUAUACCUGUACUGCCUGUAACAGCCGGGGCUGCGACACAUCUCAGAGCAACCUUAUCACUGAAGGUGCAGAGGAGAAGACUAAUGUAGAGCUGAUUGUUCCUAUUGGCUCUGUGGUCAUCGCCAUGUUCUUCUGGCUUCUCAUCGUCUUCGUCAUCCGCAGCAGGAAAAGAACAAAUAAUGGGGACAUGAAGACAGGGUACCUGUCCAUCAUCCUUGACUCUGAGGACAUGCCCAUGGACGAGCACUGUGAGAGGCUCACAUACGACGCCAACAAGUGGGAGUUCCCUCGUGACAGGCUGAAACUAGGUGACCAAUUGGGGCGUGGAGCUUUUGGACAGGUAGUAGAGGCAGCAGCCUUUGGCAUAGAGAAAGCCACUACCUGUACUACAGUGGCAGUCAAGAUGCUGAAAGAGGGAGCCACAUCCAGUGAGUACCGUGCACUGAUGUCAGAGCUGAAGAUCCUCAUCCACAUCGGCCACCAUCUCAAUGUGGUCAACCUGCUGGGGGCCUGCACCAAACCAGGGAGUCCAUUGAUGGUGAUUGUGGAGUACUGUAAACACGGCAACCUCUCCAGCUAUUUAAAGAGCAAGCGUGGAGAGUACAGCCCCUUCAAGAGGAGGCGGCCUCGGUCAGGUCAGUGGGAGCGGAUGGAGGAGGACGUGACUGAAGGGGACCUGGGUUUGGGGACCAGCACCCACUUGGACAUUUGCACUGGGACAGCAGUCUGCUCCAGACCUGGAGAGGAGAGCUCUGUUAGCCACGUAGAGGAGGAGGAUGAGAGUUGUGAGUGGGAGGAGCACCUGACAAUGGAGGACCUGAUCAGCUAUAGCUUCCAGGUGGCCAAGGGCAUGGAGUUCCUAUCCUCUCGCAAGUGCAUCCAUCGGGACCUAGCAGCUAGGAACAUCUUGCUCUCAGAAAACAACAUUGUGAAGAUCUGUGACUUUGGUCUGGCCAGAGACGUCUACAAAGACCCCGACUACGUCCGCAAGGGAGACGCGCGGCUCCCUCUGAAAUGGAUGGCUCCUGAGACCAUCUUCGACCGGGUCUAUACCACACAGAGCGACGUGUGGUCCUUUGGCAUUCUGCUCUGGGAGAUCUUCUCUCUGGGGGCAUCUCCAUACCCUGGUGUUGGCAUUGAUGAGGCCUUCUGCAGGAGGCUGAAGGAAGGGACCAGGAUGAGAGCACCAGACUACGCCACCACUGAGAUAUAUCAAACCAUGUUGGACUGCUGGCUGGACAAACCUACCGACAGACCAAAUUUCACUGAGCUCGUAGAACAUCUGGGGAACCUGCUACAGGCCAGCGCUCAUCAGGAUGGGAAGGACUACAUCCCUUUGACAGCAGUGGAGGUGGAGGGGGGCUCACUCAGCCCUGAACCCAGGAACCCCUUCACCAGGAUCAUCAGAGAGGAAACCCAUGUCCCCCAGAUUCACUGUGACAACACACCCGCCAUCUCCCUCGGGCUCUCCCAGCAGAGUGACAGGUGCAGUCGACCACUCAGUGUGAAGACUUUUGAUGACGUCCCUGUGGGGCAUAGCAGCGUCAUGGAGGGUCAGACGGACAGCGGUAUGUGCCUAUCACCAGAGGAGAUGAAGAGUCUGGACCAUCAGCGUCACCGCACGUCCAACUUCAGUCACAUCCAGCGAUGUAAGAGUAAGGAGUCUCUGGCCUCCGAGUCGUCCAAUCAGACGAGUGGGUACCAGUCAGGCUACCACUCAGACGACACUGACGCACCCAUUUAUGCUAAUGAGGAGAUGAUCAUGAAGAGAAGCAUUGUGAAGAAGCCACUGCCGCCCAAAACAGCAGACAAGUUCAGUGUUGAGGUGCGCUACAGUACACCCCCUGUUUAGCCCCUAAUGGUCAACACCAUCAUCACUAGCACUGUUCCCCUAAAUGCCCACAAAAUAUAGUCCUCUCCUUGAGCCUGUUUUUGCAGCACACCCUCAGGAACAAUGUCAUCACAUGUAGUAGUGGCUUAUCCAUUGCAUUGUUUAUUCAGUCAAAGUAUUUUGUUAUGAGAUAAAUGUAAUAUAUUCAAUGGGAUUGAUGAAAGUUGUAUGAGAUAAUUCGUCAUUGUAAAGACCACUGUUUUUAGCAAACCCUUGGAAUGCAAUCAUGUUUACACAGUAGAUGGAAGGUCAGGGGAGCCACAGGGACACACCUAGUUCCUGAGAAGCAAUCCACCCACUUCCUCUAUUGCAGGAAAUGGCAACUGGAAUUUGACAAUUGAAUUAGCAAAUGUUUUCAUUCUUUUUUUCUUUCUUUUUCUGUCAAUUGUGUUUUCUUGGAAAAAUCCAGUCUACAUCUCACACAAGUGGUUUUAUCAAAUGCAACACAUUAAAAUCUUUUGUACGGUCAAGUUUCUAUCAGAUGUUUAGCUUUUUCUAGAUUGUUCUUGCCUCUCAAUUGUACAGUUUAUCACAAUGACUUUUGUCUUUGUUAUAAUAACUUACCUUAUUUGAUUGAAGCCGAUAUCUACUGUACUAAACUUGUAAUAAAUGUAACUAGUUUUAUAAAAUAAAUAUAUACUUGUAGAAA
Molecule: messenger RNA, 5060 nt
Organism: Oncorhynchus nerka (sockeye salmon)
Lineage: Eukaryota; Metazoa; Chordata; Actinopteri; Salmoniformes; Salmonidae
Gene: kdr
Product: kinase insert domain receptor (a type III receptor tyrosine kinase)
Exons: 29
Coding region: 290-4372 (1360 amino acids)
Biological process (GO): vascular endothelial growth factor receptor signaling pathway; endothelial cell differentiation; regulation of MAPK cascade
Cellular component (GO): signaling receptor complex; plasma membrane
Molecular function (GO): growth factor binding; ATP binding; vascular endothelial growth factor receptor activity
Source: RefSeq, a predicted model, not a curated record